Messenger RNA from Anolis carolinensis (green anole), 4141 nucleotides. RefSeq names its product von Willebrand factor A domain containing 1 (gene vwa1). Bases 345 to 1844 code for a protein of 499 amino acids. The record is from RefSeq and is a predicted model, not a curated record. Gene Ontology annotation, molecular function: protein binding. The transcript is spliced from 6 exons. Lineage: Eukaryota; Metazoa; Chordata; Lepidosauria; Squamata; Anolidae.
AGUGGGAGCCCUUCCUUCCUUCCUCCUCCUCCUCCUCCUCCUCCCUCCCCGAAGUGUUGAGAGCCAGCCGCAAGGAGAGCAAGCAGGCGGGGUGGUGUUUUCUGAAGCCACUCCUGCCAAGAAGGAUUUACGACUUGGGAAGAGAAAAAGAAGAGAGAAGAAGAGAGAGAGAGAGAGAGGAGAAGAGAAGCCACCGGGGAGGAGCGCAGCCUGGGGGGAGUGGGUGCCUGUGUGUGUCUGCCUGUCCCUCCCUCCAAGGAGAGGAGCCCAGGGCUUCCCUUCCUGGAAUAUGCCCCCCAGCGUCCAGGUCCUGGGCUUGAGGUAGUAGGCGCUGCUGCUCCAGGAUGGCUUCCCGGGCCCUGCUGAGCCUCCUCUGCCUUCAGGCCGCCCUGGGAGACUCUCGGCCGAGAGGUUCCGAGCCCUCCGCUCCCGACUUGGAAGGAGACCUUCUCUUCCUCCUGGACAGCUCCGGCAGCGUCUCCUACUACGAGUUCUCCAGGGUCAAAGAGUUCAUCGCGGACCUCCUUCGCCCCUUCCGCUUCGGCCCCCAUGACGUCCAGACGGGCGUGGUCCACAUCAGCACCCUGCCCAGCCUGGAGUUUCCUUUCGACCGCUAUCUCUCCAGCGGGGCGGUUCAGCACGCCGUCCGCGGCAUCCGCCAGAAGAUGGGAGACACCAACACCGGGAAGGCCCUCUCCUUCGCCAAGGAGAAGCUCUUCACCGAGGAGGCCGGCGCCCGGGCCGACGUGCCCAAAGUGAUGGUGUGGGUCACCGACGGCUUCUCCACCGACGACGUGUCCCACCCCAUGCGGCUGCUGAAGGACAUGGGGGUCACCGUUUUCAUCGUCAGCACCGGGCGGGGGAACUACUUGGAGCUUUCCGCCGCGGCCAGCCAGCCCCCCGAGAAGCACCUUCAUUUUGUGGAUGUGGACGACCUCAUCAUCAUUACGAAGGAGCUGAGGAAUGCCAUCACAGGGGUCAUGGAAGCCAAGCGUCUCCGCGCAACGGAAAUCUCUUCAAGCAGCUUCCGCAUCACGUGGCCACCGCUUCUCACCCGUGGCACUGGGUAUUACGUCCUGGAGUAUGCCCCAAACGGAGACCCCCGGCGGAAAGUGACCAGACAGAUGCCCGGCGACCACACCAGCGCUGUCGUGCGCGACCUCCAGCCGGAAACCACUUACGAGGUGGCGCUCGUUCCGGAGUCAAACGAGAAGUACAUCCCUCCGCAGGUCACCAGAGUCACCACUUUGGAAGAAGUGAUCAGCCCGGCACAGGUCCUCAUCUCGGACUCGAAGCCCCACAGCGUUCGGGUCAGCUGGUCCCCGACCCCGGAGGGCGUGGCCAGCUACCAGCUCCUCUAUGGCCCUCUUCCUGGGAACGCCAUCCAGGUGGUGGAGGUGAAAGGGAGCCUCAACUCCACCGUCCUGGAAGACCUGGCGGCCAACACCACUUACCUGGUGACCGUCUCAGCCAUUUAUAAAUCCGGCAAAGAGAAAGCACUCUCCGCUAAGGCCUGCACCCAGGAAGAGAACUCCAAGAUCAAGCACCUCCGCUUUGAGGACAUGAGCCCCACCAUGGUCAAGGCCUCCUGGGACGCGGCUGACGGCAACGUGGCCGGCUACCGGGUGCGGUGCCGGCGGCAGGCGGGCCCGUCGACCCUCCUCAGCGUCUCGCCCCAGAUCCACAGCGUUCUGCUGUCGGACCUGGCGGUGGGCAGCACCAACAAGGUGUGCGUCCGGCCCAUCUACAAAAACCUGCCGGGAAAAGGGCUGUGCAGGAUGGUCCACAUGCAGCCAGCUUCAGUCCCCAGAGGCUAUCGGCACCGGAGAGAGCAUAAGCAUUAAUGGACCUGAGCAGAACCUCUGUGGAGCAGAGCGAGACGGACCGGAGGAGAGCGCGCAUGCGCAUGGCGCAUGGCAAGUGAGCCAUAAUCCCAAACCUAUGAGACCCCUGGCUCUCUCAUUGCCACUGGGAAUAAGGAUUGGCACAUGAAGAAGACUCCGCCAGACAUUGCCCAGUAUUGCUUUCCGUAUCCUUCCUUGUAUUCCAGCAAGACUGAGGAUCCAAAUCCCUUCGUCCAAAAUCCUUACUGUAUUUUGUAUUUAUUUGUUUUUAGCUAUCGUCAUUGAGUGAGUAAGAAGGUUACAUGCAGGUCUCCCUUCUCCCACCCCUAGAUUCAUACAUACAUCUAUAUCUAUAAAAAUGUCAUGUGCGUUUUAUUACGGAGUAAACAACAAAACCACUGAUACCAAUCACAUCAAAUAUGUCUUUCAAACAAAACAAAAAAAACACAUAGAAAAAUAAAAUCCAAAUUAGAGGAAGAACGGUUUUUUCCCCUUGCUGCCAGUUAGAAGGGUAGGCUCCGCCCAUAUUUAUAUAUAUAUAUAAAUGCAAUGUGUGUUUUAUUACGGAGUAAACAACAAAACCACUGAUACAAAUCACAUCAAAUAUGUCUUUCAAACAAAACAAAAAAAACACAUAGAAAAAUAAAAUCCAAAUUAGAGGAAGAACGGUUUUUUCCCCUUGCUGCCAGUUAGAAGGGUAGGCUCCGCCCAUAUUUAUAUAUAUAUAUAAAUGCAAUGUGUGUUUUAUUACGGAGUAAACAACAAAACCACUGAUACAAAUCACAUCAAAUAUGUCUUUCAAACAAAACAAAACAAAACACAUAGAAAAAUAAAAUCCAAAUUAGAGGAAGAACGGUUUUUUCCCCUUGCUGCCAGUUAGAAGGGUAGGCUCCGCCCAUAUUUAUAUAUAUAUAUAAAUGCAAUGUGUGUUUUAUUACGGAGUAAACAACAAAACCACUGAUACCAAUCACAUCAAAUAUGUCUUUCAAACAAAACAAAAAAAACACAUAGAAAAAUAAAAUCCAAAUUAGAGGAAGAACGGUUUUUUCCCCUUGCUGCCAGUUAGAAGGGUAGGCUCCGCCCAUAUCUAUAUAUAUAUAAAAAUGUAAUGUGCGUUUUACUAUGGAGUAAACAACAAAAACACUGAACCCAAUCGCACCAAAUUUGGCCACAAGACAUCCAAAAUAUGUCUUUCAAACAAAACAAAAAACACCUAGAAAAAUAAAGUCCAAAUUAGAGGAAGAACGGUUUUUUCCCCUUGCUGCCAGUUAGAAGGGUAGGCUCCGCCCAUAUCUAUAUAUAUAUAAAAGGGUAAUGGAAUCACGGCACCGGACAAAACAACUAAACUAAAUGCCCCACAACCUCGAAAAUUGACAGCACAACCUCUCAUCCAUGCCUCUACGUUCAUACAACAAAAAGAAAAGAAAAAUUAAGUCCUAGCCACAGCAACGCGUGGCCGGGCACAGCUAGUCUAUAUAUAAAAAUGUAAUGUGUGUUUUACUAUGGAGUAAACAACAAAACCAAUGAACCAAAUCACACAAAAUUUGGCCACAAAAGACAUCGUUAUCUAAAAUAUGUCUUUCAAACAAAACAAAACACCUAGAAUAAUAAAGUCCAAAUUAGAUGAAGAACUGUUUUUUCCCCUUGCUGCCAGUUAGAAGGGUAGGCUCCGCCCACUUUGUCUCCUAGCAACCCACUCAGCCAUUUAAUGGUGCCCAGAGCCUCUUCACUCAGGCCUCUUCCACACUGUCUAUAAAAUACAGAUUAUCUGAUUUGAACUGGAUUAUAUGGCAGUGUAGACUCAAGGCCCUACCACACACCUAUACAACAAAUAAUUCCCAUAAAAAUGAUUCCCAUACAAAUGAUUCCCAUACACCACAGAAAUGUGUGGCCGGGCACAGCUUUUAUAUAUAUAUAUAUAUAUAUAUAUAUAUAUAUAUAUAUAUAUAUUCUUAAUUUCAAUAUUCGUUGGCACUAAGUGUAUCCAUUCUGAAGCCUCUGCAUAUUUGCCCAGGCAAUCGUGGCAAAUAAAAUAGUUUCUGCAAUAGUUUUCUGCUCUUAUCGGGCAGGACACAUCACAUUAUUUCACACAACCAGCAAGCUGGGGUUUCAUUCAAACGUUUACAUGGACUGCAGAUGUAACAUAAACAUGGUGGGAUUCUUUAUUGGUAUUGUGAAGCAGGGUUUGCUUAACCCAAGAACACGAAACAGGGCCCCUUUUCACUAAUAACUUUUUGAGACGCAGUAUUUUUUCUCCUUCAUUAAAAAUAAUAAUAAACAAAACGUGGUGAAGUUGC